Hirsutella rhossiliensis is the source of this 1893-nucleotide messenger RNA. RefSeq names its product PIF1-like helicase domain-containing protein. The record is from RefSeq and is a predicted model, not a curated record. Gene Ontology annotation, biological process: DNA repair; telomere maintenance. Gene Ontology annotation, molecular function: DNA helicase activity. The coding region runs from base 1 to 1893 and encodes 630 amino acids. The transcript is spliced from 11 exons. NCBI's taxonomy places the organism in Eukaryota, Fungi, Ascomycota, Sordariomycetes, Hypocreales, Ophiocordycipitaceae.
AUGGUCAAUCGAUGGAACAAGGCUAUCGCUGUUGGGCUCCGGCACAACCACGACAUUUCCUUCAUUGCGACGCAGCGCAAGACCAUGGCCCUUAUGUAUUAUGUCACGAACUACGCGACGAAGGUGGAGGACCCGGACGACGGUGGAGGUGCUGUUGGCGAUGACGCCGCCAAGGAACAGGACGCGACAGUUCUUGAUGAGGUGGCGAAUCGUGUGUUCACGGAGCGUCCGCUAUCUCAGGUCGAGGUCGUCGCUCAUCUUCUUGGAUAUCCGGCCGAGUUCACCAACAGCAGCGCCUGGGCGUACCUGAACACAUCUCUGCUGUACUGGGAAGUCUUUCGACGGUGGCCGUAUCUCCGACGAGCAAGUGGCGCGGCGGCCAUAGAUGAUACUCUGGAUGAGUCGGUGCUCAGGCGGCCGGGCAAGCAUGCUACCGUCUGCCUCGAUGGCUACCUGAGCAAGGACUUCGGCCACAACGACGACGAGUCGUGCCACCGGAGGGCAGCCGUGCAGCAUCUUGCGCUAUUUGUGCCGUGGGAGUCCUUUCUGUGCGAAGAAACAGCCGAAGACGCAAAGCGCGACGCCAAGCAAUGGGCGGCCUCAUCCGGCGAUGGCGAUUCCACGGUCGCCCACGUCGAGGAGGGCGAGACAGGCGAGGCGGGCGCAGAAUUUGCAGCGACAUAUCGGUCCAACAACAUCGGAGACGCAACGCGCCUGAUCGACGUCGUCCGAGGCGCAGUGGGCACGAAUCAGGUGACGGCCAAGUCGCCGGAGCUCAUGGCAAUGAUGCGGCAGCUCUGUCGAUUCCAGCAAUCGGCGCUCUGCUCAACGGCCGAGCUCGAGGCCAUCGCGAUUCCCGAACAAGGGUUGAGGUGCAUAAGCAUGCCAGGGCGGUCCGGGAAAGCGAUCGCCGAGCUGCGUUGCGGAGGUGAUGACCGGCUUCGGGAGGACGACGUCGAAAUGACGACAGCCGACUCCGACGAGACGGCUAGCGACGCAGAAGCGGGAAUGCGCGUCAGUUUGGCCCAUCGACCUCCUUCUUCGCGGCGGGCAGGAGUUGUCAACACGGCUAACGCUGAACAAGAGGCAUUCGUCGGCGGCGAGGGGGGCACCGGCAAGUCGCGGAUCAUUGGGGCACUCGUCGAGCUGUUCAGUGGGAAGAGCCUUUCGAAUCGUCUGCUGAUCACGGCGACGUCAGGGACUGCCGCGGCGCAGAUCAACGGCAUCACGAUCCACUCCGCCUGCGGGUUCACUAAAGACCGAGGGCGGGCGGCGCGAACACAGCCAAGGACCUUGACGGGGUGCGGCUGGCAAAACGGGCGGAGCGGUUCAUCCACGGCCAGUCUCGGAUGGACUGGCAGGAGAAGGACGUGCUUGUCAUCGACGAGAAAGAUUUCGGGGAUCCCCAUCGUCCUCUUCUGCGGAGACUUUCAGCAGUUCCGGCCGGACAAGAGCGUCGAUCGUCCUGCCGAGCGCGGCCAUCUCGUGGGACGUAGACAACUCGUUCAAGGCCGAGCAGCGGCACCAGCACGACAAAGCGCACGCGCUGUGGAAGAGAUUCACGACGCGGAUCCGGCAGGGAAUCGGUGGAACCUAAACAUGGAGGCAAGCUUGGCGUUCCGGGUCCAGCAGCGGUCGACGAUGCGCAUCUUCAUCUCCGAGCACAAGUGGAAGGAGGGCCUGCCGACCGAGGAAGAAGCGAUCAUGGGGCUGAAGCUGGUGAACGGCGCCGGCUACUCGGCGGUGGAGGUCAUUGUCGACAAGGCGUCCCCAGGGCAUCGAAUCUCGUCCGACAUGACGAUCCACUUCGGGCCGCCGGCGGGAUAUUACUGGAAUCGGCGACGACAAAGGACCUCCACUUCGUCGGGAUGCCGCCGGGCACGAUCUUGUUAA